CUGCACUCACCUUGCACAACAUGUCUGUCAUCACCACACCCGUCACCAAGCUUUUCGGCAUCAAACACCCCAUCUUGUUGGCCGGUAUGAACGUUGCUGCCGGUCCUGAGCUCGCAGCUGCAGUCACGAACGCAGGAGGUUUGGGUGUUAUCGGAGGAGUGGGCUACACGCCGAAUGUCCUCCGGUCCCAGAUUCAUGCCAUUAAGAAUGACCUGCACGAUAAGAACGCACCAUUUGGUGUUGACCUUCUCAUUCCCCAGAUUGGCGGCAGUGCUCGCAAGACAAACUACGAUUACACCAAGGGUCAGCUCCCCGAACUCAUUGACGUUAUCAUCGAAGAAAGGGCGAAGCUCUUUGUCUGUGCUGUUGGCGUUCCUCCGCGGUGGGCUGUUGACAAGCUCCACAAAGCAGGCAUUCUCGUCGCGAACAUGGUUGGCCACCCAAAGCAUAUUCCCAAAGCACUCGAGGCCGGUGUCGAUCUCAUCUGCGCGCAAGCCGGUGAGGGCGGUGGACACACUGGCGACAUUCCCGCAACGGUCCUCAUCCCUGCCUGUGUCGACGUUGUCCGUGGGCACAAAUCCCCACUGACCGGUGGGCCGGUUUAUGUUAUCGGUGCAGGUGCCGUCUACGACGGACGCAGCCUAGCAGCAAAUCUCUCGUGGGGUGCUGAGGCUGUGUGGGUCGGCACGCGCUUCGUCGCGAGCGUGGAAGCGGGCGCGCCCAAAGCGCACAAAGAGGCUGUUCUCAGCGCGGGAUACGAGGACGCGAUAACUACGCUGAUUUAUACCGGCCGGCCGCUCCGCGUGCGGCGCACGCCGUACGUUGAGGACUGGAACAGCAACCGUCAGCAGGAGAUCAAGGAACUCACGAGCAAGGGUAUCCUCCCGCAUGAUCAUGAGCUCGAGAAGCACCCUGAGAAGUCUCUUGAGGGUCGCACGUUCCUUAUCGGACGGGUCUCUGCGCUCAUUGAUGAAGUCCUUCCCGCCAAGACUAUCGUCGAGAACAUGGUCAACGACGCAGCGAGAAUCAUUCAGUCGAAUGCGGCGAAGGCAAAGGUGCAAGCUAAGCUGUAGGUAACAUGAACCUAAUUUACGCAUGUUGAAAUCUACACAUGAAGAAUCGGAUGUUUUAUUGCAUUAAUGUUCGUUUGGUAGCUUGACACUGUAUACCUAAGUCUGAUACAUAUCUCGACUAUACCCUUUGA
Molecule: messenger RNA, 1204 nt
Organism: Phanerochaete carnosa HHB-10118-sp
Lineage: Eukaryota; Fungi; Basidiomycota; Agaricomycetes; Polyporales; Phanerochaetaceae
Exons: 5
Coding region: 21-1073 (350 amino acids)
Molecular function (GO): nitronate monooxygenase activity
Source: RefSeq, a predicted model, not a curated record